Messenger RNA from Miscanthus lutarioriparius, 984 nucleotides. The record is from the annotation of a GenBank genome assembly. NCBI's taxonomy places the organism in Eukaryota, Viridiplantae, Streptophyta, Magnoliopsida, Poales, Poaceae.
AUGACGGCCGUCAGCCGUCGCCAUGUCGCCGCCGGCGAUGCCACCAGCUUGCUGCAAUUCGCAGGGAGCUGUAUCCGGGCUCUUACUGACAUCGCGGAAUCUAUCCGCAACGCUUAUCUCGCCGCCAUGUUCAGUGUUCCUGACGGAGGACCUGCCCACGUCCAGCUGGCACGAUUUACCAGAGCAUUCAUCUUGAAGAUGAGCCCUUUUGUUGACGCCAUAGUUGCUCCGUAUUUCUGCCGCAGCACCGACGACGGUGAGAGUGAGAUCAUUGUCGUUGCUGAUGGAGCACCGUCACCGACAGCAGCUGAGAAGCUCCAGCCACUGCUAGGCGAGCUGGACGAGGCGAUAUGGAGCACCCGUCUUCUGCCGUCCACGGAGCCAGAGGAUGAUGGCUCGUGGUGGGGUGCUCAUGUUCUGCGAGGAUCAUUACCGGAGGUUCAUCAAGUCACUCGGGCUGUUGUAAGCUACAUCAGUUUGCUGUCGGACAAUUGCACAACAGUACAUCGGAUUGUCGGACAAUUUGCAGCAAGAUUCCCUGGGUAUGUGCCUACAAUUGACAGCAUGAGCCCCCUGAACAGCCUUAUCAUGGAGACGGUGUCAAGUCUGAAUGAAAAGCUCGCUGAGAAAUCUCGAUCGUUCCGGGAGCAGGGCUUAAGGUUCCUAUUCUUGAUCAACAACUCCUACUUCAUAUGGCAGCACCUCUAUCCAACAAUUUUGGUUCCGGAGAUCAACAAAUUCCUCAAUGGAAAAAUCGACAACUAUGUCCAAACAUAUCUCCAAGUGUCCUGGGAACCGAAAACCUACAAUGGCCAGAAGUUUUGGAAGGUCUCAGACCCUAAGCUGAGGAGAAGGCUGCGGGUAGCUAUUAUUGAGAAAGUCGUUUCAAGCUUUACAAAAUACUUGGAGUACAAUGAUAUCAGCCCCUCAAGGAUCACUCCCCAUGAUCUCAUGGACAUGUUGCAAGAGCUAUUCGAAGGGUAA